This is a messenger RNA of Bacillus rossius redtenbacheri, 1703 nucleotides long. RefSeq names its product cytochrome P450 6j1-like. NCBI's taxonomy places the organism in Eukaryota, Metazoa, Arthropoda, Insecta, Phasmatodea, Bacillidae. The transcript has 6 exons. The coding region runs from base 102 to 1703 and encodes 533 amino acids. Gene Ontology annotation, molecular function: oxidoreductase activity, acting on paired donors, with incorporation or reduction of molecular oxygen; heme binding; monooxygenase activity. The record is from RefSeq and is a predicted model, not a curated record.
CACUGAUAUUUAAGGCUCUUCUGUGCAUCGAGACGUACUCGGCUCCAAAACUACAAGUAUGUUCCUCACCGCAUCUCUGCAAUGAAGACGCCGCUGGCAGCAUGGCACUGGUGUUCAGCUCUUGGUCGGCCGACCUGGCCGUCGUCUUGGUCACGUGUCUGACCGCGCUGUACCUCUACUUCACCCGCUCCUUCUCGUACUGGAGGAAGCGGGGCUGCCCCUGCAUGCCGCCGACAGUGCUGGUGGGCAGCACGGGCCGCGCCAUCCUGCAGCUGGAGACGGUGGACGAGUGCCUCAAGAGGGUGUACGACGGCAAGCCGGACCAGCCCGUCGUGGGGCUGUACGCCAAGCAGCGACCCUUCCUCAUGGUCCGCAGCCUGGACGUGGUGAGGAGCGUCAUGGUGAAGGACGCCGCUUACUUCCUGGACAGGUCCAUGGGUUCUUCCUCGGACAAGAAUGCCGACCUGGCGUCCAGGACCCUCUUCAUGCUGAAGGGCAAGAAGUGGAGGCACAUGAGGGUCAAGCUCACCCCCACCUUCACCUCCGGCAAGAUCAAGAAGAUGUUCUACCUCAUCAACGAGUGCGGCAAGGAGUUGCUGAACUGCAUCGACCACGAGAUGUCCAGAGACAAGUCCGUCAACGUCAAGGAGACGGUGGCCAGGUAUUCCACCGACGUGAUCGCCUCCUGCGCCUUCGGGGUGAACGCCAACUCGCUCGCCGACCCGGACAGCGAGUUCCAGGUCACCAUGAGGAAGGUGUUCGACUUCAUGAACGCGAGCAGGAUCGUGAAGAUAAUCGCGGAGCUGGCCCCGUGGCUGCUCCAGCUCUUGCCCUCUAUGCCCCGGUCGGACGCCGUCGGGAGCUUCGUCCGCAAGACGUUCUGGAAUGUGGUGGAGCACCGCAAGAAGCACGGCGUGAUCCGCAAGGACUUCGUCGACAUCCUCAUGCAGAUAAAGAACGAGGGACGAGUGCGGGUCGACGACGCCAAAGAACAGGAGGAGAUAAAGGAGGACAGCAGAUACAUGGACACGGACACCCCAAAAACUGGCAAGACUGAUAUAAAACUGGUGGAUGACGACUUCGUGGCGCAGGCCUUCAUCUUCAUAAUAGCCGGCUUCGAAACCUCCUCCUCUGUGGUGUCGUUCGCCCUGUACGAGCUGGCGAUGAGCCCUGGCAUCCAGGACCGAAUGCGGAGAGAGAUACAAGACGUACUCCAGAAGCACGACUCCGAAGUGACGUACGAGGCCAUAGCGGAGAUGACGUACCUGGACAUGGUCAUGAUGGAAACAAUACGCAAGUACCCAACCGUGCCCCAGCUGGAGAGGAAGUGUCUGCAGGACUACAAGAUCCCGGGGACGGAGAUCGUCGUGGAGAAAGGCACCAGCGUCAUGAUCCCGGUGCUGGGAAUUCACCGCGACAAGGACAUAUGCCCGGAGCCAGAGCGGUUCGACCCUGAACGGUUCACUCCCGAGAACAAGAGCAAGAGGCACCAUUUCGCGCACCUCCCGUUCGGCGAAGGACCGAGGAUAUGCAUUGGCAUGAGGUUCGGCCAGAUGCAGGUGAAGACGGCGCUGGUGCACAUCCUGACCACCUACCAGGUGCGGCGUUGCGCCCAGACGCCUGUGCCGCCGAAGAAGACGCCCUCGGGGGUCUCCGUGGUCGCCCUGAAGGACAUCGCCCUGGCCUUCCACAAGAUCACGUGA